AUGGAGUGGGUGAACGACUCGCACAUGGCGUUCCCCGGCAGCUGGCACGACGUCAUCCUCACCCCGCGCAACACGGACACCUUCACCCACGUCAUGUCGUACACCAUCCGCGGCCUGCCACGCGCCUCCAUGUUCGAGGCCAUCGUGCAGGCCAAGAACCGUUACGGCUGGAACGAGGUGUCCGACAUGUUUCAGUUUUACACCCGCGGAGCCGGUGAGUAUGACUCAGGUAUGGGCCAACGAGAACCGGAGAUGGCGGAGCGGGAGUUGAGCGCGGCCAACCUCUCCAACUCGGGCCCGCUGCGCGGCCCGCCGCGCCGCACCGCCGCCGCCGCCGCCGCCCUUCGCAGCCGCCUUCGCCCGCGCGUUCGCCCGCGCCCAGGGCGCUGGCGUUGGCGCCGUAGCCGGCCCAGCAGUCACCAUCGCCGUCGCCGCCGCCCCACGGCGGCAGCGCGCUCUCUCUGA
Molecule: messenger RNA, 465 nt
Organism: Gryllus bimaculatus (two-spotted cricket)
Lineage: Eukaryota; Metazoa; Arthropoda; Insecta; Orthoptera; Gryllidae
Source: the annotation of a GenBank genome assembly